GAUACCUCUCUCCUUUAACCUAAACCCUUCUUAAACCCUUCCAUGCAGUCGAGCUCGAGCCCUUUAAGAUACGGCGGCUAGGCUCUCCCUCUCUCUCUCUCCCCCCCUCUCGGCAAUGGCUUCUCGCUAUAGCUCGGUGUCUCGCUCGCUAAUGGCGGCGGCUCGGUCUUCAGCCGCGCGCCCUGCCAACGUUCCCCGCCCCGGCCUCCGCCCUCGCCUUCCUUCCUCCGCCACCCAGUCCCGGCGCUUCACCUUCUCCAGCAUCAGAACGCCGGUAGAGCUGGGAUGCGUCCCCUCCCUGUUCCCUUUGCACAGUGCUGUCGCAGCGAGCCGGCUCACCGCCCAUGUCUCUGUCAGCGUCCGAGCUUGUUGCGAGCUGUCUCAGGGUCUCAUGUGGCACCAUGUUGGUUCAUGAGCUCACUAUUUUGGCUUAGUGAAAUGCAAAUUCCAUUAAGCGAUCGACAUGAUUAAAGUGCUUUACACACACUGAUUUUGUGUGCUAUGUUUGCCGUGGUCGUUGUUGUUAAUUUCACGAACAUCUAACUCUGGUCCUCAAUCAUCGUCGCAGGUACUUGAUACUUCUAGCAUGGGAAGUAUUGUCUGAAUCAUCCUAAUUCGUUUAGUUUCAGCGGGUGGCUUGUUCUCUGCGCAUUUUGUAACUACAAGAGACAUGAGGAACCUGAAUAAGUCAUUAAUGGUGUAUUUGGUUUUUGGAUUCAUCGAAAACCAUUUAAAUUUGGAUAAUAUGUUAAGCGUUAUUGUUUUUGGACGGUGAAGUUUUGGCUUGUGGUCAUCAAUCCACUGUGGCAGAAUGUAUUUGCUCCGCAUCCUUUACUGUCAACUUGCCUGUGGAAGGCUAACAAAAUUUUAAAUUUGGUUUUUUUGCUUUA
Molecule: messenger RNA, 890 nt
Organism: Nymphaea colorata (pocket water lily)
Lineage: Eukaryota; Viridiplantae; Streptophyta; Magnoliopsida; Nymphaeales; Nymphaeaceae
Product: protein NONRESPONDING TO OXYLIPINS 2, mitochondrial-like
Exons: 3
Coding region: 116-415 (99 amino acids)
Source: RefSeq, a predicted model, not a curated record